AUGUCCACCACAGCUGCCAGCACCAUCCAAACAGAUGACAGACCAGAGACCGGUUUAACGACAACAACGAGAACAACGACAACAAUGACAGAAAAUGCAUCUGUUGUUAUUAUCUCACCCGCAACCAUUGCAACUACUAUAACAGGUCAUGGUCCACAAGAUUUAAAUGGCACAACUGCUGAGGUUUCUUUGACUUAUACAACACCACUCACCAAAACUACUACAACCACCACAGUGGCUGAGAACACAGGAACUUCCACAACUGAUGUACAAACAACUGAUGAAGCAGUCUACCUGUUGAAUCAAACACAGGCUGUAUCUCUGCUCAACGCCUCUCAAGUGUCAGUGUUGGUUGAGACACUGGAGAAGCAUCUGGACAGUCCCUCUGUUUCACCAUCAGUGGUAAUCAAAGUUGUCAGUAACUUGAUGGACAGUAACCCUGAGGCACUCUCUGAAUCUGCAAACAGGCUGAUUCACUUGGUGGAUAAUCUGGGUGUUAAACUGGCUGUCACUGGUGGCGAUGGAAUUCUGUCAACCAGUUCCUUAGUUGUUGCUGUGAAAACAGUGAAUGGGAGCAACUUCACAACAAUCCUUUUUGAUGUUUUUAACACUGAUCAUGUCCAGUUCAGUGGCCCAAACAGGACCAUGAAAAGCUCAGAGCCUGCUUUGGCGUCUGUGUACUUGCCUGCCUCCCUCACAUCUGGUAUCAGCCCUGAAGAGCAGAAGCAGGCCAACAGUGUCCAGUUUACUUUCUAUGCAAAAAAUUCAUUCUUUAAGGAUGCAUCAUUAGAUAAUAAAACUCUUGUCAGCGCAGUUCUAGGCUCAAGUGUGGCUAAUCUGUCAAUUAGCAACCUGAGUGAAAACAUUGAGUUCACCAUCCGAAACAGCAACCCAGUUCAUGAAAACUACACAGCCAAAUGUGCAUUUUGGGAUUUCACGCUGAAUAGUGGUGGAGGAGGCUGGAGCUCUGUUGGCUGCUUUGUGGUCAACAGCACCCCUGAAUAUACAAUCUGCAGCUGCAGCCAUCUUACAUCCUUUGCAGUACUGCUGGAUUUGUCCAGGCAGGAACUUCCUGACCAGAAGAACACACAAAUUCUUACUUUCAUCACCUACAUCGGCUGUGGAAUCUCUGCUAUUUUUCUUGCUAUCACAUUGCUGACGUAUCUUUCUUUUCCAAAAUUGCUAAGGGAUAUACCAGCCAAGAUCUUGGUCCAACUCUGUUUAUCUCUGCUCUUCCUGAACUUGGUGUUCCUGCUGGACAGCUGGCUGGCGAGCCACAACAAUACAGGCCUCUGUAUUUGUACUGCCUUCUUCCUGCACUACUUCCUGCUGACAUCAUUUACAUGGGCGGGGCUUGAGGCCCUGCAUAUGUAUCUCAGCAUUGUGCGAGUUUUUACACCCUACCUGAGCCAGUACAUGCUGAAGUUCACUCUGAUGGGUUGGGGUAUUCCUCUUGUCAUUGUAAUUAUUGUGAUAUCCAUGGACAAAAACAACUAUGGUGUGAUUAAUUAUGGAAAACACACAAAUAGCACUUCUGAUAACUUCUGCUGGCUGAGUAAUAACAUAGCCUUCUAUGUGGGUGUGGUGGCCUAUUUCCUCCUGAUCUUUAUCCUGUGCUUGCUGGCCUUCAUCGUUGUUAUGGUACAGCUUUCACGGAUCAAGAAGCAGAACCCCCACAACCAGUCUCCCAAAAGAAGUGUUAUGACUGAUCUGCGCAGUGUCACCGGCCUCGUCAUCAUCCUCGGCCUUACCUGGGGGUUUGCUCUGUUUGCAUGGGGACCCCUCUACUUACCCUUUGUUUACCUUUUUUCUAUAUUCAACUCUCUGCAAGGUUUCUUUGUCUUUGUUUUCCACUGCGCUAUAAAGGAGAAUGUCCGCAGGCAGUGGAGAACUUACCUUUGCUGUGGAAAACUGCGACUGGCUGAGAACUCAGAUUGGAGUCGGACAUUCACACAAAACAAGAAUAUCUCUCGCUCCACUGCAAUUACCUUGGAUCCAAAGUUCACUUCUCGAAGCUCCUCUGUUGUCAGUUAUGGCACCAAUAGCAGUGGCUCUGUGUUCGCGGACAGCGGAAUAUCUGACAGCUCCAACAAUGAUGUCGUCCUCAACGAGAUUCACAGGGGAAAUCUGACACAAGGCAAAACCACCAAGUGACUCUACCUGAGCUUUCUUUUGUGAUUACAGCCAAUUCCAAGAAAGGAUCUCUGGGAGUUCACAAGAUACAAAUUGGAGGAGUAGUUUUCCUUAAGAAAGCCUUAAUGUUACAAAAAAUGAAGGUUUGAUGAAGGACUAAAGAGGAUCAAGGACAAAUGAGACCUUUAUCUAAAUACCUUUAGAGAAGAAGAAAUCAAAAAGUGGAGAAUGUUUUCAAUUCUACACUAAUAGUAUAAAUAAUGGAAGAGGUUUUUUUUAGCAGAGAUAAGGUGUUUUUAUGACUGAAAAUAUGAUUUGUUUUAUUGUUACAGCUGUGACUCAGUGUUAGUGCUUCCUCUCAUUGCAAAGCUACUACUGAAACUAAAACAUUACAUUGAACUGCAUUUACUUGGUAGCCAAGACCAGAUGCUGUCAGCAUUGUAUAGAUUAUUAUCUGGCUAUUUCUUUGAGGCUAUAUUCAUUUCGUGAACAGACAAAUGAAGGAAUUUCCAGUCUUAACUCUACAUUUCAGUGCCUUUGCCAAAUUCUAAGUUUAUUCUGGCAGUGUCAAAUGGCACUUUGGGAUGGAUUUAGCUACCUACAGAGACAAGGUCGAUUGAUGCAAAAUGUGCACAUGCCAAACUCAGCUGCUUGAUCAUAUCUAAUAAAAGAUGAUAUCUGCAAGAUUAUUUAAGGGUGCAGUUCUGAGUUAAAUAUUGUAUUAUUCACUACAUUAUAGAGGGUUUUUUUUAUUUGGUUCAGACAUGCUUUUUAUGAAAAAAAAAAAAAAGAUUUGAAAUAUUUUCAUGUGGCAAACUGAAGCACAAUCAAAAUAUGGGAUUUAUGUCCUGUCCUUUUUAACAAGGACACAUUUUGCUAAAUGUCCUUGGAAGGCCAUUUGCAUGCCAUGAAAGAUGAAAUAAAAAAGAAAAAACUAACUUCAGCUUGUCACCUGCCCAGCUGCUCUCCCUUUUUUUGCAUCAGACUUUCACAUCUACUCCACAUCUUUACAUCUUUAAUCAAACCCUUUCAACAGGAGGGGGAAAAAAGCUACAAUUAUGAUCCCAGCAGACAACCCUCUCAUCACCGUGUUGAGUAACCUUCAGCAGAGCAUCUCACGCCCACCCAGCACCAGUUCAAUCGCAGCCUGUCAAGGUCAGCCUCAGAGGUCGGCAGCAGUUAGCUAUUAAAAGUUUUACAUGAUUUCCAACCUCAGAACAGGGCGACCUCUAAUGUUAAGCCCAUGAGUGAGAAAUGCUGGGAGAAAAAUGAAGAGCUGGAGGCACAGAUGUUACACUGAUGAGCAUGAAUACCAUAAAUUAAAUUUAAUCCUGAAUGCCCAAUGCCAAUCAAUCCUAAUUCUGCUUGAAAUCAUAAUCACUGUUUUUUUGUAAACCAAAUGUUUUGUUUACCAGCUGCCUUCUAGUUAGAGUAAUUUUAAGUUCACUCAAAAUUUUAAGGGCAUAUAUUGAUGCAGUUUAAACAGUCUUUAUUUGUGGUAUUGACAGUCAUGUUAUGCAAUGCCAUUAUACCUUAUCACCUUUGUUUUACCUGUUUAUGUUUUAAUUUUUGACUUUGUGACCCCACUGCGGUCUUUAAGAUCCUUGAUGUCAUGUCUUUUGUCUCUGUUUAACCCUCACAUGCAGAAAACUCCAAAUUGGAGCUCAGGAGUUAAUGCAUCCCGCUUCACAUGGAAUAAGGCAAAAAAGGUUGUCUUACCAGCUGCCAUACUUUAUUGCCAAACAAAAUGUGUAUGUAUUUGUGCACAUAUAAAUCAUUAAAUAAAUAAAACAGUUUAUAUUUAUAUAUUUUCUGUAUUAAUGGCAUUUUUAAUUGCUAAUGGUAAUGUAGUCAUGGUACCAUUUGGGUACUUGGUAAGAUUUGUCUUAUGGUACAAAGCUAUCUUAGUAUCGUAGUUUCAAUAAUUAUUCACAUAUUGUGGUGUAAAGUACUUUUAUUAAGCCUUUUGAACCCUGGCUAUGACGAAUAAAAGUAAAAAAUAAUAGGGUGUGUGUUCUCACAAUGUUCUACAGAGAGUAAAGCUUUUAUUUUAAAGCACUUCUAUAGAUGGGCAAAUUUCAGUUUCACUAAAUUUCAUUAAAUCAUAUCUGUUUAUGUAUCUUUUUCUAUACACCCACUUGUGCUCUUCACCCUCAGGCAGUCAUCUUGUUUGCAUUGACA
Molecule: messenger RNA, 4314 nt
Organism: Pelmatolapia mariae (spotted tilapia)
Lineage: Eukaryota; Metazoa; Chordata; Actinopteri; Cichliformes; Cichlidae
Gene: adgrg2a
Product: adhesion G protein-coupled receptor G2a
Exons: 15
Coding region: 1-2154 (717 amino acids)
Biological process (GO): cell surface receptor signaling pathway; adenylate cyclase-activating G protein-coupled receptor signaling pathway
Cellular component (GO): plasma membrane
Molecular function (GO): G protein-coupled receptor activity
Source: RefSeq, a predicted model, not a curated record